AUGAAAAAACUGAAAUUAUCUUGUUGUUCUUCAAAGUGGUCAGAAAGUGAGAAAGAGGUUGCUGAAAUCCUUCGUGAUUUAUACCGUAUUUCAUUGUUGAGCAGUAUUCCAUUAAGUUGGAUAUGUAAAAGAAAGAGAUCAUUCAUUCAAAACAACACUUCUCCUUCUCCAAAUAAGCGACUCUGUACUUUUAAUCGCGUCGUUCUCAAAGGUGAAGCUUCAAGUAUCAAACACUCGAACAUCACUAUUUCUCUCAAAAAGAAAAAGGAAUCAUCUCUUAAAACUAUUCAAGAUUUGACGGAAACCAAAAGUUUGCUCCAUCAAGAGAUAGAGAAUGUGAAGAAAUAUCAUAUUCAGCUCAAAAUUUUCAAUCUGAACUUGAAACUAAAGAAGCAAGAGUUAUUAUGUAAAUCAAAUUUAGAAAAUCAAUAUAAAGUGCAAUUGGAUGAUGAAACUAAUGGUUUGGUCAAAACUUCAGAGUCAACCGGCGAACAUAAAGAGCAAAAAAACCAACUGCAGAAUAAUGGGCCUUUUUCUAUUGAACUGGGCCAAAAUAAUAAUGGCCCAAUAGAGAUAUUGCAGCAGCUCAGGCUAGACAGAGAAGGCUUAAUAUUAGAGAACAAAGAGAAAACAGAUGGAAAAAAUAAAAAAAUAAUAGAGAGAGAAAACAAGACAAUUAUUAUAGCUCAAGAACAGAAGUAA
Molecule: messenger RNA, 702 nt
Organism: Vicia faba (fava bean)
Lineage: Eukaryota; Viridiplantae; Streptophyta; Magnoliopsida; Fabales; Fabaceae
Source: the annotation of a GenBank genome assembly